Lethenteron reissneri (Far Eastern brook lamprey) is the source of this 1146-nucleotide messenger RNA. RefSeq lists its product as uncharacterized. The record is from RefSeq and is a predicted model, not a curated record. NCBI's taxonomy places the organism in Eukaryota, Metazoa, Chordata, Hyperoartia, Petromyzontiformes, Petromyzontidae.
UACCCCCCCCCCCCCGCCCUAUAAAGCGAGGAGGGAUUCCACGCCACGGCCAAAUCCUCUUCCUCUCGGACGACCAAGCCCCCCGGGAGCUCGCGGUGUCACUCCUGGGCCACCAGCCACGACCCCUCGCCAUGGGCCAGUGGACCUACGAUCUGUGCGGCUGCUUCGAGAACUGCAGCCUGUGCGUGCUCACGUGGCUGGCGCCGUGCGUGACGGCCGGACACAACGCCGAGGACACGGGCCAGGGCAGCUUCGUGGCCUGCUGCCUCGUCUUCCCCUUCGCCGGCUGGUGGUUCACCGCUCAGAGCCGCAAGAAGACGCGGGAGAUGCGCGGCAUCGAUGGCUCGUUCGGCAAGGACCUGCUGCUCGCCUGCUUCCUGCCGUGGUGCACGAUGGUGCAGAUCGCGCGGGAGCUCAAAGAACCCCCGGCUCAACAACCCAUACAGAGGUCGUAGACACCCAGCAGCACCGGCGCCCUGCAUCAACACCCUGGAGCCAGCCAGCCAACAGCACCCAGCGUCAUCUCACUCCCAGCGCCAUCUCACUCCCUACAUCUCACUCCCAGCACCAUCUCACUCCCAGCACCAUCUCACUCCCAGCACCAUCGCACUCCCAGUGUCAUGUCACUCCCAGUACCAUCUCACCCCCUACAUCUCACUCCCAGCACCAUCUCACUCCCAGCGUCAUCUCACUCCUAGCGUAAUCUCACUCCCAGAACCAUCUCACUCCCUACAUCUCACUCCUAGUGUCAUCUCACUCCCAGCACCAUCUCACCCCCUACAUCUCACUCCCAUCAUUACCUCACCCGCCGAGGUCCUGGCUUCAAUCCGGGAUGUCGGUGCCCCUCUGCGUUGAACUUCUCUCGCACCGCGCGCAGCCACCCGCGCGGGGGAAGGACAUCAAACGAAGCAAACUAAACAUAUUUAAUGGGGUUCUCAAUUAAAGCAAGCUGAUGGUGUAUAUUUAUAUACAAUUAUACCUCAAUUACAGUACAUAUAUAUACAUAUGAUCAUCACAGUCUAUAUAACGUAUAUCAUCUUGAUUGACGUGUGACGAGCGAUCUCGUCGUAGAGUGUGGCGAAUUCUGCCUCUGGUCGUGUAAGUCACGCGGUGUCACGAACUGUGCCAAUAAAACACUCCCCGUGA